UGGAGAAUUUUAUUCGGUUUGUUUUGUUUUUGUUUUUAAGCUGAUCGAAAAUUAAGUAUACGCUACAAGUACAAGCGGUGUCUCCACAACAUCGGGACGGGCAACCGGCGGAGCGGCAGUACCAAUUGAAGUGGAACUACAGACAUACUCAGAAUCUAGGCCACCGAUUUGUUAAUUAAGAUGAAUUUCACAUAUUUAUUUGUACUGAUUUGGUUGGCUUAUUUGGUAUGCAGCGGAGUGUUGCUCUUUUCUCGAGGAUUUCUUUUGGCACGUGUGUCCAAAACGGAAUCGAGCACUUGCCGCCGACUGUCCACGAAUCCCAAUGAUGAAUACGUUCUGUCACCGGAGGUUGUAAACGAGAUCUUUAAAGAUGUGAAUGCCUCGUCCUCGUCAAAUUUAUGUCUUCCACAGAAAUCCAAAGUCAUUAUACUAGUCAUUGAUGCGCUGAAGUACGAGUUUGGCGUUUACAAAGAUAACUUAACUGAACCACCGCUGCCUUAUGAGAAUAAACUGAAAGUCCUACAUGAGCUCCUUAGCGAGAAGCCAGAACACGCGCGAUUAAUGCGAUUUAAGGCGGAUCCGCCCACAACAACAUUGCAGAGACUGAAGGGUCUGACCACGGGCAGUCUGCCUACUUUUAUAGACAUAGGCUCAAAUUUUGCUUCGCCCGAGAUCAAUGAGGACAACGUCAUUGACCAAAUAGUGAAAAGCGAGUUGCCUAUGGUAUUCCUGGGUGACGACACCUGGACGGAUCUGUAUCCGCGGCGCUUUAAACGUGCUUACGCCUAUCCCAGUUUCGAUAUUUUCGACUUGGACUCCGUUGACCAACAGAUAUUAAAACACUUGCCCAAGGAGCUGGCUAGCGAGGAUUGGCAAGUGCUGAUAGCCCAUUUCCUAGGCGUGGACCACUGCGGCCACAAGCAUGGACCCAUGCAUGAGGAAAUGGCACGCAAACUAGGCGAAAUGAAUGAUGUGAUCAGCUCUGUGGUGCAACAAAUGGACGAUGCGACUACAUUGCUGAUCAUGGGUGACCAUGGAAUGACAGCUUCGGGAGAUCACGGAGGUGAUUCUGAUGACGAAACGAACGCCUUACUGUUUGCAUACUCGAAAAAAAACAGAUUUUACGGCAGUGAUGCGGGCUCAGAUAGCGAAUUACUGCAACAGAUUGAUUUGGUGCCCACGCUUGCGACCAUACUGGGUGUGCCCAUACCCUAUUCAAAUCUGGGACUGAUCAACUUUAACCUGAUCCCCGAUGUUCCUGUACCGCAUUUGAGUAAAUUCCAAACGCUUCUACUGCAUGUAUGGCAGAAUGCCCAGCAGAUUUAUCGCUACUUUUUUAGCUAUGCCUUGGAAAAUAAGCGCACAUUCAAUGUGGAUGAAAUGGAUAAGCUAGAAACCGAAUUCAUAUUGCUCACACAUCGAGUUCAGACCAUAUACAAUGAAGCUGCCUUCAAGUCCUUUGUCAGGGACUUGAACGUACAUCUCAGGGAUAUAUUGAAUGUAUGUCGUGAAAUUUGGGUUAGAUUUGAUCCCACUCAAAUGUCGCAGGGAUUGCUCUUCUGUUUCCUACCAAUAUUUUUUGCCUUUCUGUUGAUCAACAAUUCAAGAAGUGCGGAUUACGGAAAAAUCUUUAAAGCCAAGGAGAUUUCCUAUAUAUAUUUGCUAAACAUUGCCGCUGGAGUGUUUGGCUACCGCUACUUUAAGAAUUUCUCGUUUAAGACUGAAGAACAGGGUGUCAUCUUCUUCACAAGCAUCUUGAGUGCCGUCAUACUGGCAUUUUACACUCUAAAGCACUGGACGAGCAUAGCGAAUAAUUGGUCCAGUGUUAAGAGAUUCAGUCAUAUGCCUACACGACUAAUUCUAUUUAGCAGUAUGGCAGUUUACUUCUCAAAUAGCUUUGUCAUCCAAGAGGCAAAGAUUUUGUCCUAUCUCUUGGGUGGUAUCGUUUUGCUGCUGGCCUAUGAACUGAUCCAGCUGAGUGCACGUUUGGACUUUAAGCAAAAAUUCAAGGCGCCUCAGUUUCUACGAUCAACAUUGCUGAGGCUCAUCCUGGCCAGUUUGUUGGCUGUCUGCUUUAUACGCUUUGCGUUCACUUUAUUCCGCUGCCGCGAGGAGCAAGGCAAUUGCACGGACUUUGCCACUCAACAAGGAUUUGUUACAAAAAAAUCUGGCCUGAGCAGAGUUUACAUCUCGGCUGUGGUUAUCAUAGUGAUUUACACGACACUUACUCGUUUAUAUUUGCGAUCCUGCGGCAAUUUGACGGGCAAUUCGCCAAAUGUUCUACUAGCUCGGUAUGGACCCACAGUGGCUUCGAUUUGUGCUGGUGGCCAUAUACUGCUCGCUAAUAGUUCCAUAAAGAAUGUUCAUCGGGUUCAUAUCGAUGCCAUGGCCUUGGUCAUUUAUGCUUUACUCAUAGUACAAAUUGUUAUUGUGUCCUGGUCGCCAUUGAUGACCUUCGUGCUGCCGCCAAGAAAUCCAAAUGUGAUUAGUGUCAAUGGCAAGGACAGCAUAGUCCCAGAAAUCUUUAAGAAGAUGAAGCGCAUGUAUGAGGGAGAUGACGCUGAACGCCGGCACGAGAUACCCGUGGUCUAUGGUCUGGCUACUGUCUACUCCUCAGUGAUAAUAACAUUUGGCGUAUUCCUUUCCAUGGUGUUGAUUGUUUUACUAGAGCCGCGUGCUGCCAUCGGACUGGUGGCCUCUAUGGCCAUUGGAGCAAUUUUGUUGAGUGUCAAUGGCAUUCUGCGAUAUCGUACAGCUACUAGUUUCGAAUCUUGUGUCCAGCCCACAUUUACCGCCUUGGUGGGAUGGUUUUUAUUGGCCAAUUUUUGCUUCUUUGCCACAUCACAUCAGACAACUUUGUCGCAAAUCGAUUGGAGGGCUGCAUUUGUGGGUCGGACAACAGGCCUGGGCCAGUCGAAUGUGAUUUCCGGAGCUUUGGUCAUUUUAAAUACCUUUUGUGGUCACAUAUUCUUUUUCACCGUCUACGCCUUGCUCAGUACAGAGACGUUUUCGCUCUUUGCCCUGUUUCCCAAUCUCAUACGAAGCAAUAGUCGACUCGGAAAAGGCGACUCUGCCACUGCUUUAUCGGAUGUGGCCAAUGAGUCAGUGGGUUUCGAUAUGACUCGCGGUGAAUUGAGUCUGUACGAGUAUGAGGAUGUAUUUCUAGGGUCUAAUUUCAAAGUGGCCACACAAUUCAUUAUGCUGCAGGGUCUUAAGAUAUUUUGCUCCAUGUUAGCCUGCACCAUUCACUGCCGUCACUUAAUGGUCUGGAAAAUCUUCGCUCCACGCUUCAUCUACGAGGCCCUGGCCACGUUUGUUAGCCUGCCAUCACUAAUCUUGGGCUAUCUUCUCCUAUUACGCAUCCACCGCGCCGUCGACUCGCUUAUCAAGCGCAUCAACAAGACCAAGGUCAACUGAACUUAUGCUUUUACAAUAAUUUAGUAUUUUUUAAUAAAUGAGAACCAAAUGUGGCAAAUAAAA
Messenger RNA from Drosophila willistoni, 3480 nucleotides. It is a transcript of the gene PIG-O, whose product is annotated as GPI ethanolamine phosphate transferase 3. Gene Ontology annotation, cellular component: endoplasmic reticulum membrane. Gene Ontology annotation, molecular function: mannose-ethanolamine phosphotransferase activity. Gene Ontology annotation, biological process: GPI anchor biosynthetic process. Lineage: Eukaryota; Metazoa; Arthropoda; Insecta; Diptera; Drosophilidae. The coding region runs from base 181 to 3417 and encodes 1078 amino acids. The transcript has 7 exons. The record is from RefSeq and is a predicted model, not a curated record.